AUGUCUACUCCCCGCACGUCCUUGCGAGAGGGCUUGCGACAGGCUCCUAAAGUCAACCAGCCCUUUAUUCCAGAUACUGCCCCUGUUCGACGCUCGUUUACCCACGGAAAUGUAUCUCCUCAAUUGACACCUGUGUCGCCGGCAAACGCUCAAUUCGGCGUUGAUAACUGGGAUUCAAGGGACCAGAGAGCCCCAAUGUCCACACGCGAGGUAGCGACUCCGGGGAACCGACCAGGCCUGUUUAUUGGCCUCCCUGACAGUAGAGGGAAAACUGCUAAACAACCCGACUUUUAUGACCCUUACUUUCCCCUAAGGUUUCUUGAAGUGCCAAAGUCCGAUCAUAUCUAUAAGCGAGCCCAUUACGGAUUGCAAUCUGGAAUUUCGGACGAGGUCGACUUUGCUUUAUACCACCUGGUACAAAUAUCAAAUCAACGAUGGGAUAAGUUCAAGUUCGAGGGUUUCCCGCUACUUGCUGAAACACUCAUGGAAAAAGCAAUGGAGAUUACGCUUCUGUGUACCGGUGUGAAAUGGGAACUGCAGUACGAUUUUCGGCAACCAAUUGACCGUGUCAAUGUGUUGAACUCAUUACAUGGCACUCGCGAUCUCUUAGAGAAGAUCAGAAAGAUCCCGGUUACUUUGCCACAAGACACUCUUGAGACAUACGAGUUCAACCACCGGCUACGCAAUGUCAAAGAAGCAACUCUUGUCCUCAGGAAUAUGGUUUUAUUGAAGGAAAAUGCAUUCUACGUUGCGCGUUACGCCAAGGGUUUGCUGAGGGACUUCCUAGUCAUUUUGAUCAACAUUCCAAACCAGCCUCGUUUGAAUGAGAUCAAGAAUGAUGCAUUGGACAUUGCAGAAGAAGUGACCAAAUUCAUGAAGACCGACCCAGAAGAUCCUCUCUGGAUUACUUUGAUGGACUGCCUCGAAUCUUCAGAUCGUGCUCAUGUCGUACGUGGUCUUUGGGCAAUGACACAUUUCUCCACCGAGAUUGAUGAGCCGGAUGCAAACCAAGCGAUUGAGCGCACGCCGAAACAGACUUUGCAGCAAUUGUAUUACCACACUUUGCUUGACCUAGACAAGGACAUUUUGAGUGGUGCGCUCGACUUUUGGUAUCAAUACACACUCUCGCCGGGAAAUAUCGAGACUGUGAUUGACACCUUUAACCUCCCCAUUGUUUUCGUCCCACGAAUGAUUGCAUUGUUAGCAUAUGAAGGGAGGCCCUCCAAGAAGGAAACAGUGCUGCAGGAGGAAAAAGUGGCACCGCCUCCAUCUGAAAUCCCUCGUGUACCCGCUGAGCUUCUCAAAGAUUUGAUGGAUCUUUCGGAACCUGAGCGCAGCUCUCGCUGGUUGCGCUGUUGUUUCGUCGAGGACUCUGAUUGUGAGAUCACACAGAUUGCGCUGUGGCAAGCUUACCAGAGCCGAUUCGCAGACCCCAGGGUUCCUGGCGGUGGUGUUCUCCCUGCGGCAGAGUUCAUCAAGAAUGUCAGCACAACAUUUACCAAUGCACAGGCUCAGGUCAUCAACGGACCUGGUGCAGCAACUAAAUUCAUCAUCAAGGGAAUUCGGCCGCUUGAAUCUGCAUAUACCUUCCAGGGAUUCCCCUAUAUCUACUGCAAGUGGGCAGACAACUCCAAACCAUCCAAGACGUGCUCACGCGCCUUUGGUACUCCCUCAGACCUCCGCUCCCACGUUUUCUCGGAACACAUGAACCUUGCGCCUACUGACACGCCGGGCCACUACAACCUGGAAAACGCGGAAACCCCCGUUCACACCUGUCUCUGGGACAACUGCACCAAGUUUCGAUCAUCUGGCCCGAGUGCCAAUACCGCGAUGGUUGCAGGACACGUUUCCUCGCAUUUGCCCGAGGAGCGUGCCGCAGAUGCAGAACCACCGAGCUCCAAACGCGCGGUACUACAGGAACGCAUUGUUCGAAAAUGGUUUUACAUGGAUACCCCGGUGAAUGACAGAGGGGAACCCGUGGGAGUGGCCUACAAAGCGGCUUUAGUCCUGCGUAAUCUUGCCCGGAACCUCCCUAACCGGAUUGCACCAAAGUACGACGGACUUCCUUGGAAGAAGGCCGUAUUCCUCAGUCACCGUCCGAAAAUCAUUGAGUCAUGGGACCGGAAUAGGUCGCUGCGCAAAGAACUCACCGAGUUAAUUAUGACUAUAGAGAGGGAAGACGAUUAUUAG
Aspergillus wentii DTO 134E9 is the source of this 2190-nucleotide messenger RNA. Its product is annotated as putative chromatin remodeling complex subunit (Rsc9). Gene Ontology annotation, molecular function: DNA binding. The record is from RefSeq and is a predicted model, not a curated record. Gene Ontology annotation, biological process: regulation of DNA-templated transcription. NCBI's taxonomy places the organism in Eukaryota, Fungi, Ascomycota, Eurotiomycetes, Eurotiales, Aspergillaceae. The transcript has 3 exons. Bases 1 to 2190 code for a protein of 729 amino acids.